Molecule: messenger RNA, 3607 nt
Organism: Carassius carassius (crucian carp)
Lineage: Eukaryota; Metazoa; Chordata; Actinopteri; Cypriniformes; Cyprinidae
Gene: golga2
Product: golgin A2
Exons: 28
Coding region: 93-3215 (1040 amino acids)
Biological process (GO): Golgi organization
Cellular component (GO): Golgi apparatus; cis-Golgi network; Golgi cis cisterna
Molecular function (GO): protein binding
Source: RefSeq, a predicted model, not a curated record
UCUCACACACACACACACACACGUGCACGCGCACGCGCACGCGGAUCAUCUGAUGACGUGGUGCCAUUGGCUUCGCUCAGCGGCGCGAGAGGAUGGCGGACCAGAGCAGGCAAAUCAAACUCGCUGCAGCCAAGAAAAAGCUGAAGGAGUUUCAGCAGAAGACGACCCCAUCCACAGGAAGUGCUGGACCAAAGAAGAAGAGGAAGGUUAAAGCAGGCGAUCAGCUGGACGCAGCUGCAGACAGACACUUGCCGGACAAUAUUGAGAGUAUUCUCAGAGUUUCUCUGACUAAUGGAGUGUCUCAGCCUCACAGUCAGGAUGAUGUGGAUGCUGUGAGCCGGGUCUCGCAGGAGCUGGAGGAGACCAGCGCUGAAGCCGUCUCUAACCCUGCUUCUGCUGUUAACUCUGAUAACGCUGAUAACGGCCUGCAGCAGAAGUACACAGCAGAUACAAACGGCGAUGAACAUCCUCUGGAAGAGAACAGGCCGCUGUCCUCCACCGAGAGCCUGAGACAGAUUUCCCAGCAGCUCAACGGACUGCUGUCUGACUCAACAACAUACAUCAAUGGAGACAGCUGUCCGCCGACGCACAGCGAGAAGGAACUGGAGACUCGUCACCAGGAUCUGGCAGCGGCUCUGGACUCCAGCGCGCUCACAAACGCUCAGCUCUCGUCCAGACUCGAGACACUGACGAAGCAGUCUCAGGAGCUUUCUGAUCAACUACAGAAGGAGCGGAAAGAGUUUGAGCAGAAGUUCAGUAAGGAGCAGGGAGCGAUGCGUGAACAGCUACAGGUUCACAUUCAGACCAUCGGCAUCCUGGUGUCUGAGAAAUCAGAGCUACAGACGGCUCUGUCUUACACACAGCAGGCAGCGCGACACAAGACCGCGGAGGCAGAGGAUCUGAGCUCGCGGCUGCAGGCCAGUAAACAGAGAGUGUCUGAGCUGGAGAGGACUCUGUCUUCAGUCUCCUCACAGCAGAAGCAGUUCGAGAAGCAUAACAGAGAGCUUGAGAAGGAGCGAGACAGUCUACGAUUAGAGGUCCUGAGGUUCAGUAAUGUGAGCGAGGAGACCAGGCAGCAGAGCUCAGAGCUGUCCGAGCAGCUCAAGCUGAGAGUAAAUGAGAACAGCGCUUUGAAGCAGGAGGUGGAUGAGCUCCGUAAGCGGCUGGAGAUGGCUGACAGCAUGCUGCAGCAGUUCUCCGGUCAGUCGGGUUCUCCGUCUGAGCAGCAGCAGGUCCAGCUCCUUCUGGAAGAGAAGCACCAGUUAGAGGCUCACGCGGCUCAGCUGAUGGAGUCGGUGGCUCAGCUGCAGGUGGAGAGAGAUCAGUACGCUGCACAGAUACAGGAGGAGGGACGCGUGUGGAAGGACAAAACAGAGCAGCUUCUGUCUCAGGUGCGUCUGAUGUCAGAGGAGCGUGACAGCACUGCUGCUCAGAUUCAGGAGCUUCAGGAGAAGAUCACAGAGCUGGAGAACGCUGCAGCUGUGAUGAGUAAAGAGCAGGAGCUGCAGGCCGUGUCACAGGCCUCAGGCCCUUCAGAGAGUGAACUGGUUCUUCAGGAAACCAUCCGCAGUCUUCAGGAGGAGAGAGACGCUCUCGGUCUGCAGUACCAGGCUCAGGUGCGAGACAACGAGCAGCUGAGCCGACUGGUGCAGGAACAGGAAGUGAGGCUGGAGGAACUGGAGAGACAGGCAGAACGCGCCGCUGAAGAGGCUCAGGAUCGACUGCAGAUUCUGGAGGACGUCCAGAGCGACAAGGCCACCAUCAGCAGAGCCCUGGCCCAGAACCGAGACCUCAAACACCAGCUGGCCGAGCUGCAGAACGGCUUCGUCAAGCUGACCAAUGAGAACAUGGAGCUGACCAGCGCUCUGCAGUCCGAGCAGCACAUCAAGAAGGAGAUCGCUCGUAAGAUCGGUCAGCUGCAGGAAGAUCUGCACAAUGCCAAAGAACAGCUGCAGGAGAAGUGUGGAGAGCUGGUGUCUGUGCAGGAGCAGAGGGAUCAGUGUCUGGCUCAGCUGCAGCAGUACAGCGCUGGUUACCAGCAGCUGGUGACGGAGCGAGAGCAUCUGCACCAUCAGUUCCUGCAGCAGACGCAGCUGAUGGACCGACUGCAGCACGACGAGGUGCAGGGCAAAGUGCAGCUGGAGCAGAGUCACGUGCAGCUGCAGGAGGCGCAGGAGAAACUGAAGCAGCUGGCCAGAGAUAACGAGGAGCUGAAGACGGAGGUGCAGGAGCUGCUGAACACCUCACACAGAGACCACGGUGAUGGCGUGGAAAGUCAUUCUCUCCCGGAGAGCUUCCAGAAGUCACACAUCGUCAUCCCAGAAGACUUUGAGAGCAGAGAAGAGAUGGAGGAGUUCAUUCACUCUGCUGUGUCUCGUCUGGAGGAAGAGCGAGAUGAGAUGAGCCGCCGGUUCGAGGAGGAGAGGAGACUUCAUCACACUCUCCGACAGCAGAUGAGCCACGAGCAGCAUCAUCAGCAUCAUCACAGCACAGGUGCAGCUAUACACUCAGGCUCUGACGGGGUCUCGGUGGAGGUGCACGAGGCUCUGCGGGGGGCCAUGGAGAAACUCCAGGAGCGUUUCACAGCACUGAUGCAGGAGAAGGUGGAUCUGAGGGAGAGACUGGAGGAGCUGGAGCACCGCUGCAUUCAGCUGUCAGGAGAAACAGACACCAUUGGUGAAUACAUCGCGCUGUAUCAGAACCAGAGAGCCAUCAUGAAACAAAGACACUUUGAGAAAGAGCAGUACAUCAACCUGCUGGCCAAAGACAAGGAGGAGAUGAAGGCGAAGCUCGCGGAGCUGCAGGAUCUGGUCAUGCGUCUGGUGGGCGAGCGGAAUGAGUGGUACAGCAGAUACAUGAGCGCCGUCAGUAACCCUGACCUCCUGUCCUCUGGAGGAGAACACGUCCAUCCUGCUGACGGACACACGGAUAGCCCAGCCGUUCUGGACCUGAGCGCAGCGGAGGAGGCGUCUACAGCGUCUCAGUCCAGCUCAGACCCACACACUCAAUCCCAGAGUUCAGAGAGACCAGGAUCUGCUCCGGACGGCCCGUCCCUGAGACCCACAGAGGACGGCACGGCCCGCCAGAUCAUGCAGCUCCUGCAGGAGAUCCAGAACCCUCAGGCCAGACCCGCUCCCUUCCUGGGAGAGAACCCCUGCAUCCCCUUCUUCUACCGGCCGGACGAACAAGACGAGGUCAAGAUCCUGGUGGUCUGACAGCGCCCGUCUCUGUUUGAUGAUACAGACAUGUAUCAAAUGGAAUUCCCUAAUAGUUUCUCUGGUUUUUCCAGCGAAUCAGAGAUACUUGAUGACUUCUGAAGCUCUCCGGCUCCGCUUGGUUUGUCUGUAAACCAGUUAAUCCAUCAGAAUAUCAGUUUCUGCUGCUCUGUGUCUUGUCCCGCUCUCAUUUGUCCUUUUUCACGUCAUCAAGUGCGUGCAAUAGACAGCUGACAGAUCAGUGAUUCACAUCGGUAUGAUUCAGUAAUGAACUCACACACUAACUAGGGUACAGUAAUGAGUAGUAUUGAUAUGAUAAAGCAGGUCUGGACUGAGAUGAGGAAGUGUUUUCUGAGAAAAUCAGACAAUGAUCGGAAAUGAAUCGGAACUAC